AUGGAGGUCAAUAGCACCGGAAAUUCGAAGGAUAAUCAUGUGACAGCAGCAGCUCGAAUUCGCGAAAAUCAGCGGCGUUCUCGCACACGACGUAAGGAGUACGUCCAGCGCCUUGAGCAACGACUAUGGUCUUUCGAAAGGCUUGGUGUAACGGCAACACAAGAGGUUCAAAAAGCGGGAAGAAAAGUCGCACGAGAGAAUGAACUACUCCGAUCCCUGCUACAACUCCACGGUGUCACGGAAGAAUCAGUUGAAGAAUACUUGGAGUCGCGAGGACAACCAGCAAGCUCUACUCUAUCUCAGUGCAUGCCACUAGAGUCUCUAGCAUCAGCAAAGCUGCACCCGCCGACUGCCCCAAACCAACGUGCUAGCAGUUAUCUUAAUUCAUCGGCAACCUCGUCACAUUGGCAAUCGGACAACCCGCCACAUCAGCCUCGAGCUAUUGGGAGUAGAAAUCCACCACCAAAGUCAGAUGCGAAGAGCAACAUGGAUAUCCUUCCUUGUCAAGAAUUCAAUACAAACCGAGCAGCCAAGCUCAAUCCCGUCACAGCCGAAAGUAACUCUGAAACGCAUGAAGUUGCUAGUAUUCAAGAUACGGGUCAAUCCAUGUCAUGCGUGACUGCAGCAAGAAUUAUCGAAAGUAUCCAGAAUCAUUCGGAAUAUCGUAACGUUCGAUCCGAGCUUGGAUGCAGCUCCGAAUCUACGUGUAUGGUAAAGAAUAUGUCGAUUUUUGACAUUCUGGACAGAUAA
Penicillium brevicompactum is the source of this 750-nucleotide messenger RNA. RefSeq names its product bZIP transcription factor. Lineage: Eukaryota; Fungi; Ascomycota; Eurotiomycetes; Eurotiales; Aspergillaceae. The record is from RefSeq and is a predicted model, not a curated record. The coding region runs from base 1 to 750 and encodes 249 amino acids. The transcript has a single exon.